GCGUCUGUUAGCUCGCCAGUGUUCCUAACAAGGCUUAUGCUUUAAGCGAUGUCGUGAAGUAGCCAUCUCAUUGAGUGGUAACACUCUGGCAGUCUCAGGGAAAUCAAGCUGUCCUCUAAUGUUUAUAGCUCUUUGCAUGUGAAUAUCAUCAUCAUCAUGGAUUCGGAGAAUUGAACAUGGGAAAUGAGAUGGGCAACAGCAACGUAUCAGGGCUGCAAGAAGAAAAAAGGACGGCGGAAACUGCCGAAAAUUCUUUGCAAGAAGCUGGUUUUGCAGACAAUGUAAAAGAAGAAAAUCAUAUAGUUCCUGCAGUUGAAGACAAAGAUUUUCAUGAAAAAGUUCCAGGGUUGGCAUCUGAUGAAGGAAAUCAAAUAGUUCCUGCUGUUGAAGACACAAAUUUUCAUGAAAAAAUUACAGGGUUGGCAUCUGGUGAAGGAAAUCAAAUAGUUCCUGCUGUUGAAGACACAAAUUUUCAUGAAAAAAUUACAGGGUUGGCAUCUGGUGAAGGAAAUCAAAUAGUUCCUGCUGUUGAAGACACAAAUUUUCAUGAAAAAAUUACAGGGUUGGCAUCUGGUGAAGGAAAUCAAAUAGUUCCUGCUGUUGAAGACACAAAUUUUCAUGAAAAAGUUGCAGCGUUGACAUCUGGUGAAAGAAAUCAAAUAGUUCCUGCAGUUGAAGACACAAAUUUUCAUGAAAAGGUUACAGGGUUGGCAUCUGGUGAAGGAAAUCAAAUAGUUCAUGCAGUUGAAGACACAAAUUUUCAUGAAAAAAUUACAGGGUUGGCAUCUGGUGAAGGAAAUCAAAUUCCUGCAGUUGAAGACAUGAAUUUUCAUGAAAAAGUUACAGGGUUGUCAUCUGAUGAAGGAAAUCAAACAGGUCCUGCAAUUGAAGAUAAAGAUGUUCAUGAAAAAGUUACAUGGUUGGUAUCUGAUGAUCAACAUGAAGCUGGAGAUCCUUGCAUUGAUCAUCAGACAUCAGAUGGAAUAGAGCAAGAUGACUCUAAGAUUCAGCCUCCUCCUGGAUCUCCACAAGUUGUCAUACAAUCAAAACAUGCGAAUACAGAUAGCAGAAUCCAGCCAGCUUCUCUGUCUGCAGAUGACGAGAAUGAUGAAACACAGAUUGAGUCAAAUGUGGAAGAUAAACUGUUGGAAACAAGUGAGAAGCAAAUUGAAGGGCAGACUUCAAGUGAAAAAGAGAGAGAAGAGACAAGAAGUUCAAGUUGUACCAAUUCUGCACCAAACAGUCCAGAACAUCUAGGAUAUGUAGAACCAGAUUUUGAUCAACAUGAAUUGGAUAAAAUUCAUGCUGACCCAUCCAUUGAGAACCACAGCGAGACAAUGCAAGGGAGCAAGGAAAUUCUAGGAGUGAGUUUAUCCUGUGACAGUGGGGAGAAGGGUCAGUCAGAUGCUGAAAUAGCACACACUCUAGCUGAAAGUGUUGGAUCUGAUACCAAUCCAGCAAUAGGAAAGAGAAGGGAAGAAAUGGCCUCUACAGAAGAGCAAGUGUCUGAUACAAGCAUACUUGAAGAGAAGGCUGAAAUUCGAGAUGGAGAUGAGGUCCCCAAUGGCUUGAGCAAAACCUCAAGUGGUUCAGGGAACAACAGUGAUGAGGGGUUACCCAUGGAGAUGAAUUUAAUUAGGAAUGGUUCCUUGGAUAUACAGCAAGAAGCCAUGGGGAACAAAGGUGAUGGAGGGUUACCUGUGGAGAUGAAUUUAAUUCAGAACGGUUCCUCGGAUUUACAGUCAGAGGCCAUCCCACUGACUGAUUCACUGGACUCUUUUCAGGAAGUUGCAAAGCCUGAAGAUAAGUGUGUGGUUCUUACUGAGGACACAAAAUUGAUUGGGCUUGGAUUAGAAAAUAAAGACGACAUGCCUGAUCUUUGCCCAACUCAGUUUUGUGAGGAGUUGCUGAAUGAAUCUAAAACUAACAAGUCAGACUCUUCUCAUUCUGAUCAGGAGAACGAUGGAAAGGAGGGCGUUAUGGAUACUUCUUGCAAUUCUGCAGUGGACAAGGACUUCCAAGUUGAGGAGGCAAAGCUGCUCGAGAAUGCUUACAAAGUUCAUUUAUGUGAUAGCAGCCCAAAUUCAACCUUGGAGGAACUCUGCAAGAAUCCAGAAGAAGGAACUGCCAAGCUCUCUAAAAUAGAUACUGUUUCAACAGAAUUCUUUGUCACUGACUUCAACCAUGAAGGAGAGGAGCCAACAGAGAAGAACAUGGUGGAAGAAAUACUGGAGAAAGCAGAAUAUUCAUAUGCAGUGGGAAAUGAUAUAGAAGAAAGAAAAACAACAGAAGUGAGUGAUUUCCAAUCACAUCCAAUUGACGAAGCAGGAAGUUUGCUUCCACCACCUCCAGCAGCAUUCCCUCUGCAGUCUCAAGAGCACGAACCAGCCACAGUCAUGGGGUAUGAGAGUUUAGAGAGCAGUGACCAUUCUUCAUUGGAGCUCCAACAACAUGGUAGUGGUGAGUUCUCCCUUAUCAAAGCUUCCAAUUUGGAUGCCUCAGACUUGACUACGGAAACUUUAGUCUUUGCAGUUGAAUUGACAAAUAAGAAACCUGGCCAAGAGCUUCCACAGAGUCCCAAAACAACUUCAAUGGCAGUUGCACAAUUCGAAACAGCAGGCCAGUCCAAUGUACAAUUUGGGAAAGAUGAAACACCCGCAUUCCCAAGUGGUGGUUAUGAAGCACAAGAAGGUGUGGGGAGGGUCAGCACUGAAUCAAGCCCUGAAAGCUCGGCCAUUCAAGCUGGGAUACGAAAAUCUCCAAGUUUCCAUUUUGAGCUCCUAGCUGAAGGUAGCACUGAAGAAUCUGAUCAAACUCCUCUACUGUAUCACGAUAAGACUGUAACUGGAACCUUAUCAAGGGGGGUUGAUGUUAAUUUUAGAAAUCCAGUUGGAGAAUAUGGUCCAGACUCGGUACAGUAUCAGGCCAUGCCAGUGGAAGAGGAUUCAUUAAAGUUGGAGAAAAGUGACUCUGAGAAGUCAAGGACUCCAUUUCUAAGCUUCUUGAAAGAAGAGGAAGAAGCCUGUUUGGUUGUUUCACAGCAAAACCAAGCUACUGUUGUUGCUGAAAAGAAGGCAGCCGAGGAAGUCUGGAAUUCAACAUCUCCCAAAAGAAGAACGAAGCGCAGGUCCAGGUCUUCCCUCUUCAGCAACUGCAUAUGUUGUGCUACUGCAAUUAGUUAAACAUAUUAUGAUACUACUAAUUUCCCAAGUUUCAUUUCUUCUUGUUUUGGUUGGAUUUUCUCUCUAAUUUUAAGUUUUCUGAAA
This is a messenger RNA of Vitis vinifera (wine grape), 3266 nucleotides long. RefSeq lists its product as uncharacterized. The coding region runs from base 177 to 3182 and encodes 1001 amino acids. The record is from RefSeq and is a predicted model, not a curated record. Lineage: Eukaryota; Viridiplantae; Streptophyta; Magnoliopsida; Vitales; Vitaceae. The transcript has 5 exons.